AGUUUUUCGUGUUAUUAACAUCGAUAAUGAGGAAAAUAAAGCUAAAGGCUGUUCCAAUAUACAAUCUCAUCAUCCAUAUUCAUUGACAUCAAAUUGUUCUAUUAGUACAAGUUACAGUUCUAUUGUGAGCAAUGAUGAUGGAUUUCUAAAUGAACUUGAUGAUAAAUUUGAUGAAAAUUCAGAAAUGCCAUUCAAGUAUACAAAUCUUAUCACUAAGCCUUUAAAAAUUUCAACUUCUGAAAAUUUAGAAAAAAAUAUAGAUGCUAGUACUUUUGAGUCAUGUUGUGUAAAAUCAACAUUACAGCAGAAUGAAGAUAAAAAACUUGAAGAAUCAAAUUCAUCAUCAAGACAUAAUACUAUUGAAGUUAGGACAUGUAAUAAACGUUUAGAAGCAGAAACAUUAUCUUGGCCUAUUAAUUAUAAGAGAAGAAGGGAUAUGAAAAAUGAUAAACAUUGUAAAAGAUCAAUCUCGCUAAAUGAAGUUGCAAUAAUGAAUGCUGUGCAACGCUCUAUACAAGAACCAGACCUGAUUGGUGAUUUUUCAAAGCCAUAUGCUCUUCCAUUAGUUGAGGGAAAACAUGAUCUAAAGAAUAUAAUUCCUGAAACUGUAGCACAGUUAAUAAGAGGUUAUUAUCAAGAUAUUGUGAAGAGUUACAUUAUUAUAGAUUGUCGUUAUCCAUAUGAAUAUGAAGGAGGCCAUAUUAAAGGUUCAAGAAAUAUUUAUACAAAAGAGAGUUUAUAUUCUGAAUUCUUAUCUGGUCAAAAAGCAGAUGCUCAAAUCCAAGAUCGUAAUAUUCUUAUUUUCCAUUGUGAAUUUUCAUCGGAAAGAGGACCAGAUUUAUGUCGUUUCUUGCGUAAAAAAGAUAGAGAAAUAAAUAAUGAAGUUUAUCCACAUCUCCAUUAUCCAGAAAUGUAUAUUAUAAAAGGUGGAUAUAAAGCUUUCUUCGAAAACUUUAAGGAAUUAUGUGAACCGCCCACAUACAAGCCAAUGUUACACAAAGACCACGAGAGAGAAUUUCGCAGAUUUCGCCAACAAAAAAGGACAUUCCACGAGACGAGAAGAUCGAGUGCAAGAAUGGGUCUCAAAUUUUGACCACCGUUCAACACAUAUUAAUAGAUAAAAUUUCAUCUCCCCAAGAUGAUUAUUAAUAUUUUUACAUCUAUUUGAAUUUUACCAAAGAAAUUAUUUUAAAGGUAUUGCCAAUACAUCUCAUUUGUAAUGUUAUAAGUUUAUUUUUUCUUUUGUAUUAAUUUACAGAUCUCAAUAUUGACAUAUAUUUCACACCAAAGAUAUUACUUACCCAUAUGCAAAAUUUUUAUUUGUAUUUAAAUAGUAAUUUCUUAUCUGUGAUAAAAUGAAUAUGGCAUGAAAUAUUUCCAACUUUUAAAAAUAAAAGGUUAUCUACAAUAUAUGUAAACUGGCAUAGAAGAGAGAAAAUGAUCUUUAAUAAAAUAUAUUCUGUGAUAAUAAAAAUAUUCAUUGUGAAAUUUACUUUUCAAAAUAAAUAUUUAUAAGGAUAUAAGAGUUGGAUU
Centruroides sculpturatus (bark scorpion) is the source of this 1533-nucleotide messenger RNA. Its product is annotated as M-phase inducer phosphatase-like. Lineage: Eukaryota; Metazoa; Arthropoda; Arachnida; Scorpiones; Buthidae. Gene Ontology annotation, biological process: positive regulation of G2/MI transition of meiotic cell cycle; G2/M transition of mitotic cell cycle; positive regulation of G2/M transition of mitotic cell cycle. The transcript is spliced from 11 exons. Gene Ontology annotation, molecular function: protein tyrosine phosphatase activity. The record is from RefSeq and is a predicted model, not a curated record. Gene Ontology annotation, cellular component: cytoplasm; nucleus. The annotation marks the transcript as partial.